Messenger RNA from Pantherophis guttatus, 1415 nucleotides. RefSeq names its product proto-oncogene Mas-like. The record is from RefSeq and is a predicted model, not a curated record. NCBI's taxonomy places the organism in Eukaryota, Metazoa, Chordata, Lepidosauria, Squamata, Colubridae. Gene Ontology annotation, molecular function: G protein-coupled receptor activity. Gene Ontology annotation, cellular component: plasma membrane. Gene Ontology annotation, biological process: G protein-coupled receptor signaling pathway.
ACCCAACGGAAUUCACUGAAAAAGAUCUGAUCCUUAGAUUCUGAAAGAGACCUCCGAGAUUCUUCCUAUCAUCACCAGUGUCCCGGGUUGUCCGACUUAACCAAUGAAUUGAACCUUUCUAAGCGAACAGACAACACUUUUUGCACAAUGGAGCAAGGAUUUAAUAACUCAGGAGAUCAUGGUCAUAGAGAUCCUGGCAUCUAUCACAUUUGGCGUGAAUACUCUGAUGGGAUAAAUGCAGAAGAUGAACUCAUUCUGAAUACUCUUAAACCUGUUGUGAGUGAUCCCAAACUUGUGGGAAAUGCUUCCAAUAUUACCGGAAUACCAGAAAUUUAUCCUUAUCCAUAUGAGCAACUCUCCAAUAAUUUAACACGAAACCUUUAUAAUGGCGUCAUUGCCUUUAUUUGCAUUUUAGGCCUGGUGGGAAACGGAAGGACAAUUUAUCUCCUGGCCUAUUCCAUUAAAAGGAAUCCUUUCACCACUUUCAUCCUGAAUCUCUCCAUCGCUGAUUUUGGGGUCCUCGCAUCCCUCAUUAUUGCAGCAAUCUUUGUGACGGUGUUGUCCCUGGGUCAAAGAACGUACGUUGUCAAAACUUUUUUCUUCUUAUUUUUCGAGCUGUUUUCCUUCACUUAUUCCGCCAGCCAGUUUCUGCUGACGGCCAUCAGCCUGGACCGGUGCGUGGCUGUCCUUUUCCCUCUCUGGCAUCGCUGCCAUCGUCCCCCAAAUCUGUCCACCCUUGUUUGUAGCUUCAUCUGGAUCCUCUCCUUCCUACUCUCUGCAGUGCACUUCAUUCUGUAUCAAACCAAGAGCUUUGGAAGUUCUCGUUUUCUUUACCAGCUGAUUGUGAAUGGUUUACUUUGUACGCCUCUCAUGGUUGUGUCCACUGUGACUCUCUUGAUUCAUAUGAGGACUAAAAUGCAACGCAAUCAAAGGAAACUUCUCAUCACUAUCUUUCUGGCUCUCCUCUUCUUCCUCCUGUUUUCUCUCCCAAUGGAUGUCUUUUAUGUCAUUGAAUAUUUUGGUUCCUAUAAUCCCCUCCUCAUGACCGUUGGGAUAGGAUGUACGGCUCUCAACAGCAGCAUCAACCCACUCCUUUAUUUCUUAGUGGGGAGGAAGAAGAGGGGCAAAGAUCAGCCCAGAGCAUCUUACAAGGUUGCUCUGCAAAGAGUCUUCAAGGAUGAGAAGGGAAGCACGGAAGAUCCGGAAACUAUGGAGGAUGACCAGUUGUGAAGACCCACCAUCAUGCUUUAUUCAUUUUCUAAACCUUAAAUAAUAUCUGGAUUCCAGGAGAACGUACAAAAUUGAUGGAAUCUGCCAAGCAAAGUAGCUAAUCCAAAAACAACGUAAAUAGAAAAAUACUGGUGUAUAUGUAAUUUUGAAAGUGAAACAUGACAAAAAAAUAAAAUAUUUUUUUU